Molecule: messenger RNA, 1353 nt
Organism: Elephantulus edwardii (Cape elephant shrew)
Lineage: Eukaryota; Metazoa; Chordata; Mammalia; Macroscelidea; Macroscelididae
Gene: BFAR
Product: bifunctional apoptosis regulator
Exons: 7
Coding region: 1-1353 (450 amino acids)
Biological process (GO): proteasome-mediated ubiquitin-dependent protein catabolic process
Cellular component (GO): nucleus
Molecular function (GO): ubiquitin protein ligase activity; protein binding
Source: RefSeq, a predicted model, not a curated record
AUGGAGGAACCUCCGCAAAAUGAUCAGACUAUGACGAGCCUGGAGGAAGACGACCCUCUCAACAGCACCAGCCCCCAGAUUUCCGUCAGUGAAUUUUCUUGCCACUGCUGUUAUGACAUCCUGGUCAACCCUACUACCUUGAACUGUGGGCACAGCUUCUGUCGGCACUGCCUAGCUUUAUGGUGGGAGUCAUCUAAGAAAACAGAGUGUCCUGAAUGCAGAGAAAAAUGGGAAGGCUUCCCUAAAGUCAAUAUUCUCCUCAGGGAUGCAAUCGAAAAAUUAUUCCCUGAGGCCAUCAGAAAGAGAUCUGAAGACAUCCAGCAGCACAAUGACAUCAUUCAAAGUCUCGCAGCCUUUCAGAAAUAUGGGAAUGAUCAGACUCCUGUCGUUCCCCACGCAGUCCGAGUGAAUCAGCAGAGAGGAGGGGGCUUCUUCUCCGGAGUGCUCACAGCUUUAACUGGUGUGGCAGUGGUCCUCCUGGUAUACCACUGGAGCAGCCGGGAGUCUGAGCAUGACCUCCUGGUCCAUAAGGCUGUGGCCAAGUGGACAGCAGAAGAAGUCAUCCUCUGGCUGGAACAGCUGGGCCCGUGGGCCUCUCUCUACAGGGCCAGAUUUUUAUCUGAGAGAGUAAACGGAAGAUUGCUUUUAACUUUGACAGAAGAGGACUUUUCCAAGGCCCCCUACAUCAUCGAAAAUAGCAGCCACCGACGAGCCAUCCUGACAGAACUGGAGCGAGUCAAAGCACUAGGUGUGAAGCCGCCCCAAAAUCUCUGGGAAUAUAAGGCCGUGAACCCAGGCAGGUCCCUCUUCCUGCUGUAUGCCCUCAAGAGCUCCCCCAGACUCGGUCUACUGUACUUGUACCUGUUUGACUACACAGACACCUUCCUACCCUUCAUCCACACCAUCUGCCCCCUUCAAGAAGAGGCCUCUGGAGAUGACAUCAUCACCAAGCUGCUGGAUCUCCGAGAGCCCACGUGGAAGCAGUGGAGGGAAUUCCUGGUGAAAUAUUCCUUCCUGCCCUACCAGCUGGUUGCGGAAUUUGCAUGGGACUGGCUGGAGGUCCACUACUGGACGUCGCGCUUCCUCAUCGUCAACGCCAUGCUCCUCUCGGUCUUGGAGCUGUUCUCAUUCUGGAGGAUCUGGUCACGGAGUGAACUGAGGACGGUGCCCCAGAGGAUGUGGAGCCAUUUUUGGAAAGUAUCGACACAGGGGCUGUUUGUGGCCAUGUUCUGGCCCCUCAUUCCCCAGUUUGUUUGCAACUGUCUAUUUUACUGGGCCCUGUACUUCAACCCAAUCAUUAACAUCGAUCUCGUGGUCAAAGAAGUCCGACGGCUGGAGACCCAAGUGUUGUGA